Quercus robur (English oak) is the source of this 5690-nucleotide messenger RNA. RefSeq lists its product as uncharacterized. The transcript has 2 exons. The record is from RefSeq and is a predicted model, not a curated record. Lineage: Eukaryota; Viridiplantae; Streptophyta; Magnoliopsida; Fagales; Fagaceae. The coding region runs from base 1851 to 5615 and encodes 1254 amino acids. Gene Ontology annotation, molecular function: RNA-DNA hybrid ribonuclease activity; nucleic acid binding.
CCCUGUAGGAGCGUUUCUCUCUCUUCUGAGUGCUCUCUCUCUUUUUUUUGAGUCUUUCCUCCCAUGAGUUUGCCUCUGGGUGUUUCUUCCUAGAGUUUGACUCUCUUUCUCUCUCGCCUGAACUUCUUUUCUCAACCGAGAUCGACGGGUUUUCUCUCCUGCUCUUCAUCGCCUAAGCUUCUUCCUGGUUUCGGUUGGGUUUUCUUUCUCAUCAGCUGGGCUUCGCCGACUGGGUUUCUCUGCUCUUCAUCUGGGUUUUGUUUUCUACCGAUUGGGUUUCUCUGUUCAUCAUUUGGGUUUUGUUUCCUACCGAUUGGGUUUUCUCUGCUUCUAUCAGUUGGUUCCAUUUGGCUGGUUGGGGUUACGUUGGUGAGUUCGGUGUCCUUCUCUUCCAUCACUGUCAUGGACCAAACGGUGGUGGAAGGGUUGCUUAAUCUGCGACUCACUAAGGAAGAAGAAGAGGAAAUUUCAAUAAAGACAAGGUGUAAGUCCGAUCUGCUUGAAGAAUGCUCUCUUAGUCUCUUUGGUCGCCUCUUGACGGAUAGACACCAAAAUCAGAGGGCAUUGAAGAACACAAUGAGGGCGGCAUGGAAGAUGGGUUCGGACCUUCAAAUUGUGGAUGUGGGAAAUAAUAUUCUGCAGUUCAAAUUUGGGUCUGAGUAUCAAUUGAAAUGGGUAGAACAAAAUGGGCCUUGGAAUUUUGAUAAUAACCUGUUGUUGUUGAGUAGAUGGAGAAGAGGGCUUUCUGCUGCAAAUAUAAAGUUCACCCAUUCUCCCUUCUGGGUCCAAAUAUGGGGUCUCCCUUUUGAGCUCAUGUCAGAAGAGGUGGGUAGAGAGCUUGGUAACAGCAUUGGGAGAUUCAUUGAAAUGGAUAGGCGAGCAAGGCAGACUGAUCAGGCCAAAUUUAUGAGAAUCAGGGUUGAUCUUCAGCUGGACAAACCCUUGAGGAGAGGGGGCAAAGUGGCUAGUGUUGAAGGGGAAAAAUGUUGGGUAAGCUUCAGGUAUGAAAGACUCCCAGUUUUCUGUUUUCAGUGUGGUAAACUGGGACAUGAUGAGAAGCACUGUUUGGACCUCCCAGACCAACAAAACCCCAGACAAUAUGGUGAUUGGCUCCGGGCCCAAGGUAAUACAAGACUGGGAUGGGAGAAAUCCAAAUCAACCAGCAGUGGAGAACGUGAUGGAGGUAGUGAGGAUAGGAUUGAUGGAAAUACAGAUGCCACAAGAAAUUUCUCUGCUGGUUCAACUUUCAUUGGAGGUGAAGGUCACUCCGGUAGUGCAGACAAAAGGAAAAAUUCAAAUUCAAAAGAAGGGAGCACAGAGUUGCAUGACGUCAGAGGGAGUGAUGGGUUUCAGAGUGAAGCAGGUGAACCUACUAUUCUAGUGGGCCAGAGUGCUACAGGGAUGUCAGGGCCACAUGUGAUGGGUACUUUCCCCACUUUCGGCGCUCCACGUGAAUUUGGGGAAUUUAAGGGCUUAGAGGAUGCAAAUUCGCUCGUGGGCCAACAAGCCCAAUUAGCAAAGGAACAAAUGGAAGUGACUAGCCCAAUUAAGUUCAAGGCUGGGCUUAAUGAAGAAAAAGAUAAUAUGCCUGAGCCUACGGGAAAGGAGACAGUAAGGAAAACAAAGGCAGAGGCAAACUGGAAAAGAAUUGCUAGAGAGAAAGGAAAGAAAAAAAGCCCAGGCUCAGACGUCCAGCCUGUAAGCAUUGGUUCAAAGAGAAUGGGGAAAUUAGUUUUUGAAGGAGAAGAUAUUGAUGAUACGCAUAAGAGGCAGUGUAUGGAAAUAACUACAACUCAAAAUCAUUAUGAUGAGGGAUCGGCGGUGGCUGCAAGGCAGCACCGCCGGGAGCCAUGAAUCCCCUAAGUUGGAACUGCCGGGGACUUGGGAACCCCCGGUCAGUUCGAGCGUUGCACGAUUUGGUGCGACGAUGGAAUCCCAAAGUAGUAUUUCUUAUGGAGACAAAAGCUAAAGUUCGUCGAAUGGAGAGAAUAAAAUGCAGAAUUGGUCUUGCUAAUGGCCUCAUUGUUCCCUGCGUAGGCAGAAAAGGUGGUCUGGCUUUGCUUUGGGCUAGAGAGGUAGACUUGGAAAUAAAGAGCUACUCUCAGUACCAUGUAGAUGCAGUAAUUAAUGACAUGGAGCACAGUUUCAAAUGGAGACUAACGGGCUUCUACGGCCACCCGGAAACGCACAGAAGGUAUGAAUCUUGGCAUCUCCUUGCCUUUUUAAAUAAUCAAUUGCAUCUCCCAUGGUUAUGCUUAGGAGACUUUAAUGAGAUACUGUCUAAUACAGAAAAAUUAGGGGGUGCUAUUCGAUCUCAGCAACAAAUGGAUAGUUUUAGAAAAGUUGUAGAUUACUGUGCUUUCCAAGAAUUGAGUUACUGUGGUUCUGACUUUACAUGGUGUAAUAUGCAAGGGGGGGAAGACAGAAUAUACCUAAGAUUAGAUAGGGCCUUUGCCAACCUGGAAUGGGUAGAAAAAUUUAGGGAAAUGAAAGUUCAGCAUUUACCUGAUUCUACUUCUGAUCAUAGUGCCUUGCUGGUUUCGGCCCCUGUUUUUCACCGUCUAGCCCGGGCAAAACGGUUCCAUUUUGAAGCCAUGUGGACAAAGAAUGCAGACUGUAAAUCUAUUAUUGAAAACUCUUGGGGAAUGAACCUGGACCUUAGUACUCCGGAAGGGGUAAUGGCUAAUCUUAGUAAUUGUGCUGCGGAGCUGUCGAAGUGGAGCUCUAGUGUAUUUGGGCAAAUUCCAAAGAAGAUUCAAGAAAAAAGAAAUGAGCUGAAUUCUUUGACGCUCCAAGACAGAAAUGGGGCCUUUAGUUCUGAAAUUAGCCGGAUAAGGAGAGAAAUUAAUGAUCUCUUAGAUGAUGAAGAGAUUUAUUGGGGUCAAAGGGCUAAAGCACUUUGGCUUAAGGAGGGUGAUAAGAACACAAAGUUUUUUCAUGCUCAAGCCUCUGAAAGGCGUAAACAAAACACCAUAACGGGGAUAUGGGAUAGUCACGGCAAUUGGUGUAUUGAACGAGACAGUAUUGCCCAAGUUGCCAUUGAAUAUUUUGAGGAUAUAUAUAAGACGGUUUCCCCAACCAAGAUCCUGGAGGUUACUGCUGCCAUUCCUACAAGAGUGACUGGGGAGAUGAAUGAAAGCCUAAACAAGAACUUCACUAGUGAGGAGGUUGCCACCGCCCUCAAACAGAUGCAUCCCACAAAAGCUCCCGGCCCGGACGGCAAAGAGGGCUAUAUGGCUGCCAAACUCGAUAUGAGUAAGGCGUUUGAUAGAGUUGAGUGGGGCUUUAUUAAGGCGGUUAUGGAGAAACUAGGUUUCAGCUCCAAGUGGGUGGAUCUUGUUAUGAGGUGUAUCACCUCGGUAUCAUAUUCUGUUUUAAUAAACGGGGCUGCUUGUGGGAACAUUACCCCUUCUCGUGGGCUCAGACAAGGGGAUCCUCUCUCCCCAACUCUCUUCCUUAUAUGUACUGAAGGGCUUUCUGCUCUUAUUCAUGAGGCAGCCCGAAACCAUAGUUGGACAGGCAUUUCUAUAUGUAGGGGCUGUCCAAGAGUCACUCAUUUGUUAUUUGCGGAUGAUAGCAUCCUCUUCUGCAAAGCUAGUGUUGUGGAAUGUCAAGCUUUGAAGCAAAUACUCCAGAACUAUGAGGAAGCCUCGGGCCAGAAAAUUAAUACCGAGAAAUCCUCCAUUUUCUUUAGCCCCAAUACAUCUCAAGAAGUCAAGGAUGAGAUCUUUGCUACUCUUGGCCCUAUGCAAGACUCAAGACAUACGAGAUACUUGGGCCUCCCAUCCCUCAUUGGUAGAUCGAAGAGACAAAUCUUCUCUAUUCUCAAAGAGAGGAUUGGCCAAAAGUUAGCCGGGUGGAAGGGUAGACUUCUCUCUAUGGGGGGUAAAGAAAUCCUUAUAAAAGCAGUUGCCCAAGCCAUUCCCACAUACACUAUGGGGUGCUUCCUUCUUCCCCAAAGCCUAUGUGAAGAAAUUGAGAGUAUGAUGAGAAGUUUCUGGUGGGGCCAAAAGCAGCAAGAAACAAAGAUGUGCUGGGUGAGCUGGAAAACUAUGUGCAAACAGAAAGCAAGUGGUGGAAUGGGAUUCAGGGAUCUACAAGCUUUUAACAAAGCAAUGCUUGCUAAGCAAAUAUGGCGAAUUCUACAAAACCCAAGCUCUCUUGUGGCUAGGAUUCUCAAGUCAAGAUAUUUCCCUGCUGGAGAUAUCCUAAAUGCUAAGCUUGGCAACUCCCCAUCAUAUUCCUGGAGAAGCAUUCACAGCAGCCUUGACAUUAUUAGAGAGGGAACUCGUUGGAGAGUGGGUAACGGGAAACUCAUUCAUAUAUGGGAUGACAAAUGGAUGCCAAACCCGUCCACUUACAAGGUCAUUUCCCCUCCAAAUGUCAUCCCCGAAUUCCCAAUGGUCUCUUCUCUCAUAAACCCAAUGACAAAAUGGUGGAAUGUGGAUUUGGUUAGAGCAACCUUUCUCCCGUUCGAAGCAGAAACAAUCUUGAAGAUUCCUCUAAGCCGCACCCUUCCAGAAGACAAAAUUAUCUGGAUUGGAAAUAGGCGUGGAGAAUUCUCAGUCAAAAGUGCCUAUCAUGUAGCCCACGGCCUGAGGAGAGCAAAUGAUCAUGGUGAAAGUUCUAUCGGGGAUCCUUGUAAGCCUUUGUGGAAGCGGCUUUGGCACCUUCACUUGCCAACAAAAAUAAAGGUGUUUGCUUGGAGAGCUUGUGUCAAUGGUCUCCCUACGAUGGAAGCCAUCUCUAGAAGAGGGAUUUCUCAAGAUAUGGUCUGCCCUGUUUGUGGAAAUGAUGCUGAAUCUGUUGAUCAUGCUCUUCUUAGAUGUGUUUUCUCUUCCUUGGUCUGGGACUUUUGGCUUGAAAAUCCUCUGCACACUCAAGGAUUUAAAAAUUCCUUCCUUGACUCGGCUUUAUCUAUCCUCUCUCACUCAACUCUUCAAGAUUUGGAGAUCUUCUUUGCCACGGCUUGGGCCAUUUGGUCUAACAGAAAUAAUAUUCUGCAUAGGGAUGGUGGCCUUUCUCCUAGCCAAGUUUGGCAUAAAGCAAGAAAUGUAGUGGAAGAAUUUACAUGCUCUGCUAGUUGGGAUUUUGACUUUGUAAGACCUGCCUCUUCUAGAUGGAGCCCUCCUCCUCCUGGAGCUUUUAAAGUUAAUGUUGAUGGUGCUUCUUCAGAACAAGAAGGUUCUUCCAGUGUGGGUGUUGUUAUUAGAGACUCAAAUGGUCAAGUAGUGGCUGCUCUGUGCUUGCCGCUUCAGUCCUAUUUUUCUGCAGAGCUUUCGGAAGUCUUUGCUUUGGAGCAAGGUGUCCUUCUUGCUCAAGAGCUUCAGCUGCCUCGGAUUAUUGUUGAAUCUGAUGCUCUGACAGUCAUCCAAGCGGUUAAUGAUAAAGCUACAGGGAGCAUUUUCGGCCACCUCAUUCAGGGAAUUCAUCAAGUUUGUGAGUCUUUUGAAUCUUGCCAUUUCAAGUACUUGAGUAGAAGUUAUAAUUUAGUGGCCCAUGAGCUCGCACAGCAUGCUAGAAGAACUGGAAAUUGUCAAAUAUGGAAGGGCGUUGCCCCUCCCUUUAUUCUGUCUUUUCUGCAAUCUGAUAUGCCAUCUAAUAUGUGUAGCUAAUGUCCUUUGUCCUGCUCUGCAGGCUCUUUGUAUGUCUUCCUGGUUGGUUUAAUGAAUAUAUUUCCAUUUCAAAAA